AUGAGUACAACAUUAAGAAAAGUAGAAAAGAACAACAACAACAAAAAGAGUGGUGGUGUUGUUGUUGAUUCGACUGCAACCGCAAAAGAUACAGCAGUUAAUAGUAGUAGUAAAAAGAACAAGAACAGUAGUAGUAGUAGUAAUGUCAAACCAAAUUUAAAGAGUUUUAUAAUGGCAUUGAGACCAUGGUCAUUGACAGCAUCGACAGGCACGGUAGCUAUUGGAGCGGCAGUGGCAUUUAAAGAGGUCGAACAGUUUGACCCAAUCAACUUUGCCAUCACGAUGAUUGGAGCCAUCGGAUUGCAAUGUCUGUCGAAUCUAAUGAACAGCUACUUUGACCACGCCAACGAGGUUGACACUCACGAGAGCGCAGCUGAUCGCACACUCUUUGACUAUGGAUUGACACGUACCAACGUGGUUUGGAUGAUUGGUGGUACAUUGACGGCAUGUGUCGCCGCAUUGAUUGCUCUGAUGGUUCGUAUAGGAGACAUCAACACGAUUGUCGGAGAGUUGAUUCCACUUUGUUUUUGUGGAUUCAUCUUGUUUGCUUGCUAUACAUCCGGACCCAUUCCUCUAAAGUACUAUGCAAUGGGUGACCUCACCAUAUUCAUCGAGUUUGGUCCCAUCCUUGCAUUGGGUGGGUUUAUCGGACAAACCAACUUUCUUGCACUAUCCCCAAUCUACUACUGUAUCCCAACUGCUUUCCUUGUCACUGCUAUCCUUCACGUAAACAACACUCGUGAUGCCAAAUCAGACAAGGAUGCAAAUGUAUCUACCCUAGCUAAUAUUCUUGGUCAAAAUAAUAGUUUUAUUCUAUUAGUAAUUUAUUAUUCUUUGGCAUAUGGAAUGAUAGUAUAUAUGGCAUUAAAACAAAACUCACAAAUGAUGUUAUUACCAUUUAUUUUAUUACCAAAAGUAUUUACAUUAUUUAAAAAGUUUUAUAAUCAACAAUGGGAUCAAUUAGAUGCAGAAGCUGCAAUCAUUUCAUUCUUUUUCGCUGGUCUACAUACAAUUGGUAUUUUAGUUUCAGAUUACCAAUAA
This is a messenger RNA of Cavenderia fasciculata, 1041 nucleotides long. Its product is annotated as UbiA prenyltransferase family protein. The record is from RefSeq and is a predicted model, not a curated record. Gene Ontology annotation, molecular function: prenyltransferase activity. Gene Ontology annotation, biological process: vitamin K biosynthetic process; menaquinone biosynthetic process. Lineage: Eukaryota; Evosea; Eumycetozoa; Acytosteliales; Cavenderiaceae. Bases 1 to 1041 code for a protein of 346 amino acids. The transcript has 2 exons. Gene Ontology annotation, cellular component: membrane.